Molecule: messenger RNA, 9402 nt
Organism: Cheilinus undulatus (humphead wrasse)
Lineage: Eukaryota; Metazoa; Chordata; Actinopteri; Labriformes; Labridae
Product: voltage-dependent calcium channel subunit alpha-2/delta-1-like
Exons: 39
Coding region: 250-3492 (1080 amino acids)
Cellular component (GO): L-type voltage-gated calcium channel complex
Molecular function (GO): voltage-gated calcium channel activity
Source: RefSeq, a predicted model, not a curated record
GACACGCUUAACAGUCUCACACACAUUGGAGCACGACUGAACUAAAAACACACACUAACACUCCUCAACUCCGCCGAUGGGGGGGACAUAGACACCAGAUGAGAUUUGUUUCCAAACGCGCACCGAUGGCGGUGAGAGGCGUUUGGCUGAGAAGUACGCGCGGCUCUGUGGAUUUGUAAAGCUUGAUUUUUUGGGGGUAUACAUCUUUCUUCCGAUCAGGAUCCUGGUUCAGAGGACAUAAACAAAGAUAUGGAUUACUCAGUGUGCCUACUUUUACUCCUGUCAACCAUUUCGUCUGUGUCGACCGGACAAUUCCCAUCAGAACAGAUGAUUAAAGAAUGGGUGGACCAGAUGCAGAAAGAGUUAGUCACAUUGGUAGACACAGCCAGUGGAGUGGAGGAUCUAAUACGGAUAUAUAAGGACCACAGACCUGACUUCGACGUGGGGUACAACAACCCGAGGGAACUGGUGUCAACAGCUGCUGGGAAUAUAGAGAAACUCCUCACUAACCGCUCCCAAGCCCUGACGCGCCUGGCAACAGAAGCCGAGAGACUCCAGAGGGAGCACGAGUGGCAGGAAGACAGCGAUGCCAACAAGUUCAUUUACUACUACGCCAAAGAUAAACUGUAUGAAACAGACAAAGACAAACAAAGGAAGAAUGCAUAUAUUCCAGAAGAUCUUACGAUGGAUUCUGACUUCAAACGACUCGUCUCGUACAACACCACUGCUGUGCACAUCCCUACGGAUAUAUACGAAGGCUCCAACAUUAUUCUGAAUGAGCUCAAUUGGACGGAGGCCUUGGAAGAUGUUUUCCGCAAAAACAAAGAGGAGGACCCCUCGCUCCUCUGGCAGGUGUUUGGCUCUGCCACCGGACUGGCUCGCUACUAUCCAGCAUCUCCUUGGAUCAAUGCAAACAGUUCAGACGAUAAGAUUGACCUCUAUGAUGUGCGCAGGCGUCCGUGGUACAUUCAGGGGGCGGCGUCACCCAAGGACAUGCUGAUCCUGGUGGAUGCGAGUGGCAGCGUUUCCGGUCUAACUCUCAAACUCAUACGAAUAUCUGUAAGCAAGAUGCUGGAGACCCUCUCUGACGACGACUACGUCAACGUGGUUUAUUUCAAUGACAAAGCCAUGCACGCGACGUGUUUCGAGAACCUGGUGCAGGCAAACACACGCAACAAGAGGAAACUCAAAGACGCCGUGCAGACCAUCACUGCCAAGGGCACCACCAACUACAAAAGCGGCUUCGAGCUGGCGUUUAAACAGCUCGCAGAGGUGAAUGUAUCAAGAGCAAACUGCAACAAGAUCAUCAUGCUCUUCACUGACGGAGGAGAAGAGCGGGCUGAGCAGAUAUUUGAAAAAUACAACCCUUCACAAGAGGUGCGCAUCUUUACUUUUUCAGUAGGUCAACACAACUACGAUAAAGGACCAGUCCAGUGGAUGGCCUGCCAGAACAAAGGAUACUACUAUGAGAUUCCAUCUAUUGGAGCCAUCAGGAUCAACACCCAGGAGUAUCUGGAUGUCUUGGGUCGGCCCAUGGUUCGAGCCGACAAAAAGGCCAAACAGGUUCAGUGGACCAACGUCUACCUGGACGCACUGGAACUCGGCCUGGUGAUCACUGGAACUUUGCCUGUCUUCAAUAAGACCAACACGGGCUCAAAGAAAUCUCAAAACCAGCUCAUUCUGGGUGUAAUGGCUAUAGACGUCUCCCUGGAAGAUAUCAAGAGGCUGACACCUCGCUUUACUUUUGGACCAAAUGGUUACUACUUCGCCAUUGACCCCAAUGGAUAUGUGCUUCUUCACCCUAAUCUCCAGCCAGGGACCGUCCAGUUUCAUGAACCGGUAACGCUGGACUUCUUGGACGCAGAGCUGGAGAACGAGAUCAAAGUGGAGAUGAGAAGAAAAAUGAUUGACGGUCUGACGGGGAAUUACACAAUUUCUACUUUGGUGAAAUCCCAAGACGAGCGCUACAUUGAUUUAGGCCAGAGGACGUACACCUUUGCACCAGUGAAGGGAACAGAUUACAGCCUGGCCCUGGUGCUUCCUGACUAUAGUAUGCAUUACAUCCGGACAACCAUCAGUGACACAAUCACCCAGGCAAAAUGGGAAAAUGUUUCUGAAAGCCUGCUGGUGGACAAAUUUGAUGAAUACGGCUACACGUUCAUCGCGCCAAGGGUGUACUGUAAGGACUUAAAGCCACCAGACAAGAACACAAACAACACAGAGUUCCUCACGGAGUUCAACGAUUACAUCGACAUAAGGACUCCAAACGAUCCCAGUUGUAAUGUGGAGCUGGUGAACAGAUUGCUCCUGGAUGCUGGCAUCACCUCAGAACUGGUGAAGACUUGGAAAGAUAAGGAGUCACCGCAUGGUGUCUCGGCCAGAUUUGUUGCCACCGAUGGAGGGAUCACGCGAGUCUACCCCAAGAGCGCUGGGAUGGACUGGACAGAAGAAGCAGAGACGUAUGAGUCAAGUUUCUAUAAGCGGAGCUUGGACAAUGAACUUUAUAUCUUUACACCGUAUGCUAAAAAAGAAAGCAUAAUGGAAUCACUUCUGGUGAGCAGAGCAGUAAACCUCAAGAUUGAUGAUAUCAUACUCAAACCUGCCGUGGUCGGUGCAAAGAUGGACAUCAGCGCCUGGAUGGCGAUCUUCAUCAAUAUCACUCAGAAGAUGAAUUGCAAUGAUGAGAUCUGUGGCUGCCUUCGAAAUGACAAGAAUGUAGAUUGUGUCAUUCUGGAUGAUGGUGGCUUCCUCGUGAUGACCAAUCAGGAGGGUGAUAUUGAAAAGAUUGGCCAGUUCUUUGGUGUCAUCGACCCGAUCCUCAUGAGAAACCUUGUCAACUCGUCCCUGUUCACCUUUAAAAAGACCUUCGACUACCAGUCGCUCUGUGACCCCAAGAGAGAGAGCAAGGCGGCUGCAGGCCUGCGAUCUGUCUAUGUGCCCACAAUUGCAGAUAUUUUGAAUCUUGGAUGGUGGGCAACGGCUGCAGCAUGGUCACUGCUGCAACAGUUACUGGUCAGCAUCACAUUCCCCAAUUUCCUGGAUGCAGCUGAGAUGGAGGACGAUCAGGCAGACGUGAUGCAGAAAGAGGUCUGCAUAACAGAGCAGAUUCAGUUCUACUUUGAGACCGACAGCCUGACCUUCAGAGGUGAAAUUGACUGUGUGAACUGCAGCAGGAUGUACCAUGCGGAAAAGCUCCCAAAGACCAACCUGGUUUUUAUCAUCGCUGAUGGAAAAGACACCUGCAAAUCCUGUGACAACAAGCUGUUAAUACAGGACGAACAGCAGUCUGACGGUCCCGAUCCCUGUGAGCUGGCCCAGAAUCCUCGGUACAGGAAAGGGCCUUCAGUCUGCUUUGACAACACAGAGAAUGAGGAGGACCCUGACUGUGGAGGGGCGUCCGGACUGAGUCCCUCACUCUGGCUGAUGGUGGCCCUCCAGCUGGUGCUGCUCUGGGUUUUGUCCGGCUCCAGACACCCCGCCAUCCCAUCAUGACCUUUCGAACAUCUUGAUCCCACCCUCACUCUCCUCCCCUCGGUUAUCUCCAAAAAUGGCAACCAGCUCGCCAACCAAAAUGACGAACGCCUGAUGAGAGGCGAUUGUAAUGAACAAUCAAACACCUGUGAGCCCUACAUCCUGUGCGGUCUGUUUUUGAUACCCCCUUUCAAAGUGAUUUUGCAAAUGUACAAGCCUCUGAAGAAAUGGAUAUUGAAAGAUAUUGGCUUGAAGGACCUAUACCUAUCCUUCAACAAGACACUGGUCCCUGCCAACAACGAUUAGAGGAAUCCAGUGAUUGGCUGACGUGGAAAUGUUAAUGACGACUGAAGUGAGACUGCCUUAUAGAGUCAGAUGGAUUUGAAUCAUGAUGGGGAGGACUUUACAGUUAUCGAAGAUGCUGGGCAGUUUUCUUCACCACUGCCAGAUUAAGCGCCACCCUUUGCAAGGGAACACUUUUAUUUGAGUUGAUUUGCAGUGGGCAUAGUUUAGAUAUUUGUUGUUUCUGUGGUUGAGAAUUCAGCUAAGAUUGCAGUAACAAAUGCCAAAUUCUUGCACCACAAGCUCCUUCUUUUGCCUCUGUUGGGUUGCUGAUGAAAGUGUGGUUUGAGUUCACCAUGUUAGACCACACCACCAAGAACAUUUUUACUAAAUCUCAGAGGAUUCUCAAGAUGCGGCAUCUUUGUUUUCGCCACAUGUGGAUACAAUAUGGAGAUCAUGUUCAUCUGCCACAGAGCGCCUGCUUCUAAGAGUACGGUUUUCCAUUUCUAAGCUGAUCGUCCAACCAUGAGCCACAAUCGAGUGAGUGGUCAACGAUCUGGAUUUCCUACCUUGUUGUUGGAUUGCUCCAAUGAGAACUUUGCUGCCAUAGUGCACAUCAACCAAUCCAGGUGAGCCUGGCUGGUGUCCUAUGCAUGCUCGCUGGACAAUUCUCUAGUGCCAUGUGGACUUUGUGACUCAGCAAACUUUUAGCUUUUUAGACAGUGGCCGCAGAGCGAAACAGUGUAGUAUUUGCGUUACUACUUACUAUUUAUUUAAAUGAGGAUGGCAUGCUACUGUUUUUUUGUUGCCACCAUAACAGGAAAUGAAAUGGGGCUUUGAAAACACAUUAGUCAUUCAUGUCAGAAAAGCAGCAACAUUUAGGACAUCUGUAUUAACCACUGUCACUGUGUUAAUUCUAUGUUUUUUUGUUAUUUAUCUUGAAAGUUUAGCUCUCCCUCUUGCAGUGUGGUGUAACAUCGCCUAUCAGAAAUUACUGCAGUCAGUCUGAACUUCUGAUCCUACCUUUCAUUUUGUGUGCCUUCUUUUUCAUUAGUUACAUAGCUAAAAGAUGCUAACGUGUAGAAAUUUACAGCGUUUCUGUAGAUUGUUUUAUUUUAACGGUGUCAUCAUGUUUGCCUGAGUGCACGGCAGAAAAUUGUCUUACCAACCUGAUUCUGUAAAGCUGGCUUCACACUAGACAAUUUUAGGCCCGAUUUUGGCCCGGUUCCCUCCUCUUAUGAUUGGGAGGGCACGACUUUAUGAUUAUGUGAUGUCAGUAUUAUUAUUUUAUCCAGUCAGAGCCUUUCCAGUCUUGAAUAUUAAAUAUCAACCAGUUCAUUAUACAGUGCAGCCUGUGAAUCGGCCAAAAAUUGGUAAAACUUGACGUUUAAUUGUUAAAACCUCACUUCCUUUUAAUUUUCCCCCUGACCAUUUUUUGUUUGUCUGGACAGGAUACAUGUGUGUACUGAUUUUCAAGUAUGUAGUUCAUAUCUACUCAAGGGAUUGCAAAUUCAGAGCAUUAGGGGGCGCUGUGUUUCAGCAUUUUGAAGCCCACAAAGUAGCAUUUUGCAGAAAAAUAAAUAUCAUAAUAUUUUUUCAGUUUCAAUUGGGUCCUUGCAUCCUCAAGGGUGAAGAGGUCAUAAAAAUUAGUGAUAUUAUGAUUCCAGGCAUGUUUUUUUUUUUUUUAACUAUAGCCAAUGAGAGCCAGCAGACUGGGUAGCGUUGACAGUGGGAUUUUGCUUUUUUUUUUUUUUUUCAGCUAGCUGAAAAUGUAAGUCAUCCUCCAUAUUUGUUUUUCUCCUGGAGGGGCAGGUGUGUGGUCUCACAGUCUGACAGAAUAGUCUAGUACAGUGGUUCUCAACUGGUGGGUCAGGACCCAAAAGUGGGUCACAAAGAUCUUUCAAGUGGGUCGCAAAAUGUGUGCCAGGGAAAAAUGUGGCAAAAAGUCUACUGUAUGGAAGCCCUAAGGGGACAUAUGUACAUACGUGUAUUCUAUAGGUUUUCCUAUGAUAAUAAGUAAACUUCACUGUUUGUCUCAAGAUUUCAAUUCAUUUUUAUCUUUUUCUCUGGAUAAAAAGCAGGUUUUUCCAAGAAUUUGAUGAAAUUCCUUGUGAAAUUACCAAAUUUUCAAGCUGUCUUAGGAAGAUUGGGUAAAAUGAAAUUCAUGCAUGCAUUUCCUUCUGUAAUGAAGCUCUUUUAUUACAGUGAUAAAUCUUUGGUUGAUUAUGUUUUGUUCCAUUUAGGGACCCUAACCCUAACCCUAACCCUAACGGCCAAAUUCUUUGUUUUAUAAAUUUGAGUGGUUGAAAUUUUUCAAAAAUUUGGGGUGCGAUUUCUCUUAAAAGAGGCUGGACCAGUUGAGAACCACUGGUCUGGUCAAAACUGGUUGAAAUCGUCCUUAUGUUUGUUCUCCCAGUUUUUUAAACAUCAGCUAAGUUUUGAAAAUCGUCUAGUAUGUUGCCAGCUCACAACUCUGCCAAAAAUGAGAAAACGACAUCUUCCAUGAAUACACUUUUAAAGAUGAAAAUGUUCAGUCCAUGCAGAAUAUGCAAUAUAUAGACAAAGAUGUGUGUUUUUUUUAUUUAUGUAUUUAUACACCUCUUAAGAUUGAAACUACUGCUUGAUUUGAAGGGUAAAUACAAACAGAAAUUUAUGUGACGUGACUGUUGCUGCACUUGAGUUUGUGAAGAAGAAAGAAGCUAAUUUUGAUUUUAAUAAUGUGUGUUGGUUUUGGGAAAGACUUGACAAUCAAGGGUUAAACGGAUUCAUAUGCUGUACAGUACCUCAUUAGUUCAUAAAGAGGGUAAAAAACAGAUUUAUGUCACUAGAUAUUUUAAAAACAAGCUGGUUUAAUGGUUAAUAGCAUCACCAAAUUUCCCUCCAGUUUACUCCAAAAUAGUUUCUGUGUCAACUGUUGAAAUGUGUUUUAGGUGACACUUUACUGACACUAAACCUAAACCAGGGAUUGCAUCUUUUUUUAUGUGUGCAUAAUGGUAAAACACUGACACAUGUUUGCAGAAAGCUUUCUUUAUACUGUCGGGAAGAGAAAACCACUUUAAAAAAGCAUCAUAAUUUCUGUGCGUCACAACACCACUGCCAUCUAUUUCUCACUCUUUUUUUAAAAGUCCCAUCAUUCUGGAGUCAAAUUUUCUGAAGUCAGGGGGAUUUAAGGUGCACUAUUAACUCUCAAUGUUUUAAUGAUCUAUAUCAGUCCGUAAAAUGUGGUGAAACUAACACUGAUAUUUAUGCUCCACAUUUACUAACUCAAGAAUAUUAAGUGCCAUAUAGGACUCUCGUAUUCUCUCGUGGAGAAACCUAUUAUCAUAAUAUAACAUUUAUGCAAUUUAUCAAAGCAAGAUGUAAGUCUCUUAAAUGGUUUCUCUGUGCUGCAUGGUAGUGGCUGACUAAUUUAAAAGAAAAAAGCAUAUCCUGUGUGCUCCGGCUUUAGUGUGUAAUGUUGGGAAGCAUAAUGUUCAGGCAUUUGUUCAUGAUAUGAUAUGAUAUGAUCAGCUAUAACUGCCUUUCUCUUGAGGGGACAGCAGCCUGAGUCAGCAAGAGAGAGUGAACCUGGUUUGCCAGCGUGAUGUUUGAAUGCUCUAGUCGGUCUGUCUGAUUGGUCCAGCCCAUGUAGGAUUAUCAAUUAUGUAAGGAUCAUACCAGUGAAUCAGCAAGAUUUAGUGUGCUUAUAACAAAUUAGAAAUGUAAGACAAAAAAACAUGAUGUUCUUGUUUGCCUUUUACUCUAGUGCCACUAUGAGGCUGGCAUUUGCAAUUUUAGGAGAAUGUCCAUAAAGUUACCGUUAGCAAAAACUCUCCAAUAAAUAUAUCAUAACCCUGUUGUUAUAUAAUAUAUGGUGUUUUAACUAAUUAUAGCACAACCAUCCAGUCAAAUUUGUCCAACAAUUUGGAAUUUGAAAAACCUUAAUAUCCCAUAAACUUCAGCAUUACUUUACAAUUCCUACAAAAAUUUAAUAAGUUAAAAUAAAAUGUUAGCUAAAAACUAUAUUAGGAUGACAAGAAAGUAAACCAUUCUCAUUGUCAUUGUAGCUCAAAUGUAAGCUGCUUCAUGUGUUCCCUUAAAUAAGGGAAAGUUAGCUAGCAUGCUACAUUAAACUUAAUUUGUUUAGCAAUAGUAGUAUUAACUUUAAGCACAAACAUGUUCAUUAUUUGCAUAUACCUAUACAAAAUUUAUAUCUCUCCAGUCAUAAACUGUACAGUUUAUGUCCUGAAAUUUUGGCUAACAGGACAAACUAGGAUGCAGGUUAGCAGUGUGAUUAAUAUAUGCUUCCAAAUAGUUGAUUAAUUUGAUUUAAAACUAAUGACGCUAGCAUUCUUGGCGCGAAAUGUUAGCAAACAGGCUAAUGUAGGCUGAAAAAAAUUGUCAACAACAGCUACCCAGCAAAAGCAGGUUAGAAUGUAAUUAGCAUUUAGCAUAUAGCUGCGAAAACUAACUAUCUUGACUGUUUUUUUGUGUCUGGUAAAAAGCUAACAGGCUCAACUAGGAUAAAGAAAAACAACAUUAGCUGCUCAGCAAUAGCAGGUUAGCAUUAGCGUUACAAUUAAACUUAAAUGUGUCGACUUUCAUCUCUCAAAUUUUCAACUUUGUUUUCUGUUUAAUGAAGGUCAUGUUAGCUAAAAUAAAAAUUUUUUUUAGCUUAGCAAUAGCAGGUUAACUUUCCCAUAUAGGUCAGAUUUGUCAAUUGAUUAGAUACAAACCCAUAAAAAAACCAUGGCUCUUCCAUCUCUGACUGGACUAGUCUUGUAUUAGAAGUUACAUCUAAUAGGCUAAAGCAUGAUGAAGAAAACUGCUAAUAUUACUUGCUAAGCAACAGCAAGUUAAGUUUGUCUAAGUUUAAUUAUAAAAUUAUACAGAAAUGACUGGAUAUCAAUAAUUAGCUUAACAGUUUAAAAAAAAAAAAAGUUAAGUCAAUUACGACCAGCAGUUUUGGCCAUAAACCAAGAAUGAUUUUCUAAGAAGCUUUACUUGCAAAAACACUGGUAUGGUCCUUUAAGUCACUGUAGGCAUACAUCAUAGAGAUGUGAAACAAAGGGAAUAUGCACCUUCUUUAAUGCUGCAGCUGGAUUAUUUAUUAACAGAAUCCAUUGGAAAAAAAUUAAGGUGGGCUUCAUACUUAUCCAGAUGUUCCAUCCUUUUCCAAAGUGCUAAACUCAGAUGCUGUCACCUCAGGAACAAUAUACUCUCGAUGUGAUAUGAAGUGUUUUUGAUUAUGUUGGUGCUCUCUGUAUGGAUCGUGUGGGUUGGCCUCUUUUUUUUUUCUGGAAUCUUGAGGAUUGCCUAAUAUGUUUUUCUUGUGUCUGCUACCUUGCUGCCAGUCUUAGGCAGAUGAUUGGUGGGCCUGUCAGUCAACCUUGCUCUGCCUUAGAUUUCAAGGCAGGCUUUCGAUGGAGGCGUCCACCAUGUCAACCCUCACCAAACUCUGCUUUGGGAUGGUCUUAGUGGGCCUCUCUGUCAGUCUCCCUCGAUUGUGCUUUAGUGGAAUUUGAUUCUCCAGAAUCAGUCAUGUAAAAAUUUGUACAAAACUGAUGUUGUUCUCAACAAAAAGAAAAAAGAAUAUUUAUAAUCCUGGAGAGGAAUAACGUGUUUAUUCAUGUGCAAAUAAGGUAUAUUCAGAAUAAAAGUUUAUGAUUA